Molecule: messenger RNA, 1646 nt
Organism: Colletotrichum navitas
Lineage: Eukaryota; Fungi; Ascomycota; Sordariomycetes; Glomerellales; Glomerellaceae
Exons: 4
Coding region: 57-1466 (469 amino acids)
Biological process (GO): rRNA base methylation
Cellular component (GO): nucleus
Molecular function (GO): 23S rRNA (adenine(1618)-N(6))-methyltransferase activity
Source: RefSeq, a predicted model, not a curated record
CGUCCAAACCGAUUGCUCAUCCGCCUCCACCAUUGGGUGCCACAAUACCAGAAAACAUGAUGAAUAAGAAGAAAAGACGCCAUUCCGGUGACGAACUCCAUCAACCCAGCGACACGCUCCUGCAAAAUGCAAUUCGUCAUGCCGAUCGCGGGUCAACAAGCAUUCGACCUCGUGAGCCCGGACCUCACGCCGACGCGUACUAUCGCAAUCUGUACUCUACCGCACCGGAUUUUGGCAAGAUGGGCCGUGAAGACCCGAGUUUCGGGGCCAUGCUCAAGCGAGGGAACCUCGACUUCAAUGACCCUGCCGCAGUGAUGCAACUUACAAAGACGUUGCUCAAAAGAGACUUCGGGUUAGAGGUUGAGUUGGCCGAGGAUCGACUUUGUCCUCCGGUACCAAAUCGUCACAACUACAUCCUAUGGCUGAAAGGUCUGCUCGAUAGCACCACCUACGACGAUCCAGACAGGAAAAUUGUUGGUCUCGAUAUCGGAACCGGGGCAAGCUGUAUUUACCCGCUCUUGGGAUGUACCCAACGCCCGUGGUCGUUCUUUGCUACAGACAUUGAUCCCAAAAGCAUAAAUUGCGCGAAGAGAAACGUGGAGCUGAACAACCUUCAAAACCGAAUCUCAGUCGUCGCUCGCACGCCGCAAGACCGUCUGGUUCCUUUAGACGAGCUUGGCGUCGACUCGUUAGGUUUCGUCAUGACGAACCCUCCAUUCUACACAUCCGAAAAAGACCUGGUCGACUCUGCAAAGAAAAAGUCGCGACCCCCAUUGACGGCGUGCACCGGAGCGUCGAUAGAGAUGGUGACCGCUGGCGGCGAGGUCAGCUUCGUCGGCAGGAUGCUCGAAGAGUCUCUCGUCCUACGCGAACGUGUGCAGUGGUACACGUCCAUGUUCGGGAAGCAGUCCAGCCUCGAGGAGUUUGUAGGUGUCCUCCGGGAGAAAGCCAUCGACAAUUACGCCGUCACGGAGUUUGUUCAAGGCAACAAGACCCGAAGAUGGGCCAUCGCUUGGAGUUUUGGGCCGAUGAGGCCCUCGGAGGAAGUUGCACGAGGCCUGAAGGCUGCCGUAUGGAAGAAGAUACUCCCUGUGGCUGUCGAGUCGGAGGUCGUCAGCUUUCCUCUGGAGACCGGAGCCGGGAAGCUUGGAGACAAGGUCCACGAGCUCAUGUCUUCGUUGGAUCUCAUCUCUUGCCAGUGGAAUCGCGAGAAACUUGUCGGUGUCGGCAGGGCACGGGAGAACGUGUGGAGUCGCGCUUGGAGGAGGAAAAAAGCACGAGAGGAGCGCGAGGGCAAGCCAGUGGACGUUAUGAUGGACUCGGAGGUGUGCACAUUCGGGUUCGAAAUUGCACUGCGGGUCGGUAGAGAAAGCAUAUCCGUCCUCUGCCGAUGGAGGGAAGGCCACGACCAGGCCAUGUCUGAAAGCUUUUGCGGCUUCUUGAAGACGCGUGUGACAACUGCAUAGACCAGAAACAACCCUCGUACUGUUUUUUUUUAGGAGCUUUGUCUGCUCCGUGUCGGUUCAAAAGGCUCUUAGAGUGAUUGGGGAUUUAACGCUGAGUAAUAGUAAACAAAACAGCCAGAGACAGUUCAAGUCACUGAAGCACACAGAUUAAUUUUGAAUCACAAUUCAAUCAAUUUCAAG